GAUCUUCCAAACUAUGCUCAACAGAUGGUGCCCAUAUUUUCCCUUCCACAAGAGUGGCUAUGGUGCGAGUCUUGGUGUGGUAAUGCCACCAAAUCCAAGGCAAAAACCAUUUACCUUUGCAACAAUCCCAUGGCAAAAGAGCCCAAGCUUCAG
Striga hermonthica is the source of this 153-nucleotide messenger RNA. NCBI's taxonomy places the organism in Eukaryota, Viridiplantae, Streptophyta, Magnoliopsida, Lamiales, Orobanchaceae. The record is from the annotation of a GenBank genome assembly.